GAGAUCUGAGAUAUCGGUUCGCUCCGUUCCUCGAGAUUCAUCGAAGCUGAAGUCGUCUCGACGUUGUUUUUUGGAUAAACUUGAACGCGCGAAAGAAUAGAAAAAGUUAGGCUGCAAUCUCUAUUACUGUAUGGUAUGCGUUAUUACAUACAGAUAUUGUCAUCUUCCACACGAUAAGCCAGGAUAAGAUGUACCGUAUGUAAUAUUACAAGGUACGGUAAUAAUUGCUUAUCUUUCCCGUUUUCCCCCGCAAAAAGCGAUUUUGAUAAUCUUCAACUUCUUCAUCUCCGGCUUUUUCAUCUUCCACGACGGCUUCAAGUCUUCGGUUCUUCUCAUCAUCACUCACUGCUGGUUCGCUUCUUCAAGGAUCGCUAUUCUCUUUGGAGACCGCUUGAUCGUGCGCUUUGAUAGCUCCUUGGAACUACCUGGCGGCUGUCAAUCGAUGAGGAGGCCCCUGACCUAGACACGGCGCAAUGCCGAUUCUCAACUCCCCCUUUGCGCCGUCGGCCUUUGCCAACAGCUCUGGCCGCGGCGAGGUCGUUCUCACAGUCCUUCCACCGGCUAUACCGUCUCUAUCGACCGUUUCUUACAAUUAUCCUCUUAAGCUCCUCUCGCGCACCCCCGAGGGUGAAUUAAAGUCCAGGUACCCGGCCACCGCCACACCCCCUUUACACCUCUAUCUUCUUACAUAUGGCGGCGGUCUUCUUCCGGGAGACCACAUUGAUGUCUCUGUGACAGUAAAGCCGAGGGGAAGGCUUGUGGUCACCACUCCACAGGGGAGCACGAAGAUAUACAAGACCGAGGCCCAGGGUGGCAGGAAAAGACCCAUCCCCAAGACCGAUAAUGACCGGAGCAAACAGACCCUCAAAGUCCAAUUGGGCCGUGAGUCUGGGUUGUGCUUGCUGCCUGACCCAUCUGCGCCAUUUGCAGAUAGUCGGUAUGACCAAUUCCAGACAUUCACUCUGCUCCAUGGGGACCACAGCAAGGCUGCAGGCAGCUCACAGGGCGACCAAGGUGUCACUAAACCGGCUCACAAAGGCAGCCUCUGUGUCCUCGACUGGGUCACGGAAGGGCGUAGUGCCAGAGGAGAGAAUUGGUCUUUUGAUUCAUGGACUGGGAGAAAUGAAAUCUGGCUUGAGGACUGCAAGACCGGGAAGAAGAGGUUGCUGCUCCGAGAUGCGGUGAUCUUGAACAACGAGACAGCCGCACAGAAGCAGCUAGAUGCCAGCGACCCUGACAUCUCUGCAGAAAGCUAUAUGUCUUCUACCCAGUCACAGACUUCAGUCCGCUCUCGCGCUCAUCCUCAUGGCGUCCUGGGGACGCUGAUCAUCCACGGACCUCUGUUCGAGUCCCUUGCUGACUUCUUCAUGGAAGCCUUUAUUUCACAACCCAGGAUCGGUGGUCAGAAUUGGUCGUCGAGCUCCACGUACUAUCCCACGCACACAAACGAGCAUGUCAAUAACAACCAGAAAUAUGAUGAUCACAACGACACGACGGAACCGGCAGAGAUGCGCCACGGAAAUGUAACAUGGACGGCUGCUCGAGUACGCAAUGGGUUUGUCCUCGUGAAGUUUGGUGCUCCAGACUUUGAGAAUGCCCGAGAUUGGCUGAGCCAUAUGCUCAGGGCGGAAGGGAGCAUUCAGCGUGAGUUCGGCGAAGAGGCCCUCGGCUCCUUGUAGAAUAGACCUGUAGACUUUUUGUGUAUAUACUUACGGAGGUCUCCACCAUAAGUCUUCAACACCCCCCUUGUAUUUUUGGCUGUAAUUGCUGUACAAGUGUCUUAGGUUCAACAGAUUAUUGACCAAUUAUACUAGAGACUAUUAGCGACUGGUGGAAAAAGGGGCCAGUGAUAUAAAAUAUUGAGGCACCUAGAGACAAAGCAGGAUUAGCUGGUUUGUAAAGCCACUGUAUAUAAAACACUAGUAUUUUAGGGGGGUGUUGAAGACUUAUGGUGGAGACCUCCGUACUGCAUGUUUCCUUGUUUCCUCUAUGUUCUAUUAUUGGCAUAUCCCUUGACAGGUAUUUCUUUUCCUGUAAGGUUGCUGAUAUCGAUGGGCAAAUUCCGAUGACGAGGCUAUCUCAUUUAACAGAUCUUCCAAUCUGCACCAAGAACCAGGUAGUUGCAUGCAGUCCUCAGCUGCCAAAGCACGGCAGAUUUUUGGUUGAGGUCCUGAGUAGUUGCUGAUCGUCCACACAUGCUGCUAUUCUUUGCUUCAUUGUCGCUGUUAGCCUCAAGUGAACUCGAGAUGAUUGACAGUCCAGCCUCCAUAAAAACGAAGGGUGCAACCAAUCAACCAAGCCUGACUUCGGGGCUACUACAUCGUACCUUAAUAUAAGGGAGUAAAAGGGUAGCAGUCUUGUGCAAGGAACGUUUCAUUGCAGUUCAAAUUAAGUUGAUCCAAGCUAGUCCCAGAAUGUUUCUAUUAUUAGUGAAUAAUCACUCUGUUAUACGAGCCUCAGGGGCAACGUGGAUAGGGGACUGGCAGGACCAAAC
Messenger RNA from Trichophyton rubrum CBS 118892, 2494 nucleotides. RefSeq lists its product as uncharacterized. Gene Ontology annotation, molecular function: nickel cation binding. The record is from RefSeq and is a predicted model, not a curated record. Bases 474 to 1679 code for a protein of 401 amino acids. The transcript has a single exon. Lineage: Eukaryota; Fungi; Ascomycota; Eurotiomycetes; Onygenales; Arthrodermataceae.